UCCACUACACCGGAAGUGCCUCGACGAGCUACCGCUGCCACUAUUUGAGCUUGCCCUCACUGCGUAAACAAGAGGGGAGCUUUGUUGUACUUUGUACAAAACACGACGAGAUGCCCAAAGUGAAGAGAAGCAGGAAGCCGCCGCCAGACGGCUGGGAGCUGAUCGAGCCCACUCUGGACGAGCUGGAUCAGAAAAUGAGAGAAGCUGAAACAGAGCCUCAUGAAGGAAAACGAAAGGUCGAGGCCCUGUGGCCAAUUUUCCGGCUUCACCAUCAGCGGAGUCGAUACAUCUUUGACCUCUUCCACAAACGCAAAGCCAUCAGCAGAGAGCUGUAUGAUUACUGUAUAAAGGAAGGCUAUGCAGACAAGAACCUGAUUGCCAAGUGGAAGAAGCAGGGCUACGAGAACCUGUGCUGUCUGCGUUGCAUCCAAACAAGAGACACCAACUUUGGAACCAACUGCAUCUGCAGAGUCCCCAAGGGAAAGCUGGAAGUCGGACGGAUCAUUGAAUGCACCCACUGUGGAUGCAGAGGCUGCUCUGGCUAAGUGUAGAUUAUGGACAUCUAUUUUCUGUUGGACAUCAGGGCUCAUCAAUCCUCCAUCUGUGCUCCCUCACAACCCUGACGUCACAGUUUCUUUAAUUCAGUCGCCUGCUUUAGAAACAGUUUGCUAACAUCUUCACCACCGACUCCAGCAGACCUGAUUAGGGAUCAGUAUUGAAUAUUCUGCUUUUAAACAUGGUUGGGCAAUGGAGAAAGCAUUGAGAGGGGCCAUCUUAUCUUAAAUACAUUUGUUUUUCUCUGUGCUGUUUUUUUUUAAUACACACUAAACUGAAGCCCUGGCCUUAGCUCGAGAUGAGGUGUUUCUGGAUCAGGUCUGUUAUUCAACUGUGAAGGUCAAUUUCAAUACUUCUGUGUUUCAUUUCAUUGAAGGGGGGGGGCUGGCAGGAAGUGAUUCGUGUUUGAAUGUUGUUUUAAACCUGAACCUUUUCAACAUUGUUAUUGUAGUAUAAUUUUAAAUAAAGAAAUUCUGAUUUA
Messenger RNA from Platichthys flesus (European flounder), 1036 nucleotides. RefSeq names its product BUD31 homolog (gene bud31). Gene Ontology annotation, biological process: mRNA splicing, via spliceosome. NCBI's taxonomy places the organism in Eukaryota, Metazoa, Chordata, Actinopteri, Pleuronectiformes, Pleuronectidae. The record is from RefSeq and is a predicted model, not a curated record. The coding region runs from base 111 to 545 and encodes 144 amino acids. Gene Ontology annotation, cellular component: nucleus; spliceosomal complex. The transcript is spliced from 4 exons.